AUGGUUGGAGUCCCUGGAAAGUACAAAGGCUGUGAGACGUGUCGUCGCCGCCGUGUAAAGUGUAGCAACGAGAGACCUUUUUGUCAAAAUUGUAUCAAAGCUGGCAAGCAAUGCGAAGGUUACGAACGAGAACGAGUAUUCAUUACAGGCACACCAGCGGGCAAGGGAAGGGUUGCGUCUCACCCCAAGAGAGUAACACCUCCCAAGAAGCUGAAAGUCACCAAAAUCAAGACAGAAGAUACAGAGCGCAGAGACAGCGUCAUACAACUGCCCCCUUUAACGUCUGCUUGGGACGAACAGCUCGAGCUGCUCAACGGCACCGAAACAAGCUCGACUUUCCUAACCGCUCUCCACACCGGCCUCCAUACUGUCCAACGCUCCAACAUCUCUGACGAUGGCAAGACGUUUGGAAUAUCUCUUGACCCUUAUAGCCCACCUGAUCUUUCACCCACCGUGAUGGAUAAUGGACUCUGGGUAAGUGCUCAAUGCCUGCUCUGCCAGCGCGACGCCGACGGUGGCACUACGUACCCCGAAAGCUACUGCGCUUUCUUGUUUGAGAAUGUGUCUCCCGGAGCCUCUUGGGGCAUUGCCUCUGAGGGCAUGGUCAAGGGUCUCGGCCCAAGCAACUUUACAUCCUUUCCCAAUCACCACUUCUUUGUUCGAGUAUACAGACCUAUGGCUGUAUCUCUUGCUCUUCUUACUCGACGUGACAUCUUCAUCUCGGGACCUGACUGGCUUACUGUCCCGUGGCAAAAUCAUCCCAAAUCCCAACUCGACACGCUAUUUGAUAUUGUUUUGAUGUUACCAGCUCUCUUCCAUCAAUCCGACCUCCUUAUAAUGCAACAGGCUACAACUGAUCGCCGGUAUAAGGCUCAGGGGCUGCUUCAGCGCUGUCUACUUCUGGAGGCCCAGUUCCACCAGUGGCAGCAGGACAACAUCACCCCACGACCCUACUGGUCUGAGCCAUCCUUGAGCAUUGGCGCUAGCAUUCCAUUUGAAAACUCCUUCAUUUUCAAGGACGAGCUGUCUGCUCUCACAAUGCUCUAUUUCUGGAUGUCACAGCUCCUCUUUCACCGGUGCCUCGAAGCCCUCUACGACACUAUGUGCCAGCCAGCCUUUGACGGAUACCGCCAAGAGUGGACAGACUCCCCUAUCGGCCUGCAAAUGGAUGUUAGCCGCUUUCAGGAUGGACGUAUCCUGGCUGAUAACAUUUGCAGGGCACUCGAUUCGGCUCUAACACUGACGGCCCAACCUGACAUGUUGGUUGCUCCAAUGACCGUUGCCCUCGACUAUUAUCACCUCCUCAAUGCCACCUCUCAAACAGCCACACUCGAGACUCUAUGGCUAGACGCCUUCAAGUCUCGAUUGAUGGCAAAAGGCCAGCACGUUGCCAAUGUCCUUCAGGGCCAACGCUGGAUCAACUUUGCUUCUUACUGA
Messenger RNA from [Torrubiella] hemipterigena, 1437 nucleotides. NCBI's taxonomy places the organism in Eukaryota, Fungi, Ascomycota, Sordariomycetes, Hypocreales, Clavicipitaceae. The record is from the annotation of a GenBank genome assembly.